Messenger RNA from Rhipicephalus microplus (southern cattle tick), 859 nucleotides. Its product is annotated as lysosomal alpha-mannosidase. Gene Ontology annotation, biological process: mannose metabolic process. Gene Ontology annotation, cellular component: lysosome. The record is from RefSeq and is a predicted model, not a curated record. Lineage: Eukaryota; Metazoa; Arthropoda; Arachnida; Ixodida; Ixodidae. Gene Ontology annotation, molecular function: carbohydrate binding; alpha-mannosidase activity.
AGCGGCGGGCACCUCCAAACACGUGUUGCGGCGAAAUCACCGCUGUUUCUGUAUUUGUCUUUCUUUUGUGUAUCCCUGCAGGGACGACGACUGCAGGCGGUUGUUGUGAGCGUAGGCUGGAGUUCAAUACCCUCGGAAGUGUUCAUUUAUUUCGACGCCUAAGAGCAACGGGCCGUCAUGAAGCUAACUCAAGUCAUCGCCCUGACAGCAGCCGUCUUCUUGAGAGCUCCAGCGUCUUCGGCGUCUUCCAAAGGACAAACGAAUCAAAAGUGCGGAUAUGAGAGCUGUCCGGCGACCAGACCGGGCAUGUUAAACGUCCACGUGCUGGCCCAACACAUGGAUCUUGGAUGGCUGAAGACAGUCGACCAGUACUUCUAUGGAACUAAGAAUUAUUACGCAAACGUGGGCGUGCGCUACAUCUUCGAGAGCGUGCUGAAUGAGCUGGAGAAUGACCCAAGCCGGCGAUUCAUCUUCGUCGAGACAGGCUUCUAACCUCUGUGGAAGACGCUCAGCGAAAACAGGAAAAAGCGCUUCAACGCGCUCGUCCAGUCUGGUCGCUUGGAGUUCAUCAGCGGUGGCUGGGUGAACGACGAAGCAUGCGUCCACUACACCAACGUGAUCGAUCAAAUGAAUGGUAUGCGCAAGCUCAACGACACCUUCGGCAAAUGCGGUGUACCGAGGAUAGGAUGGCAAAUUGAUCCUUUCGGCCACUCCAGAGAAUUCGCAUCCCUUCUGGCGCAGAUGGGAAUGGACGGGUACUUUUUUGGACGACUCGAUUACCAAGAUUUCAGAGCACGCAAGAAAGAUCACCGACUAGAAUUUGUUUGGAGUGCCAGCGAGAACCUAGGUAAGCCCUUCG